CUUGUGAAAUUGGAAGCAAAAUAAACCCCGGCUGAAAUAAACCUUCCUUUAAAAAAGGAGACACCAAAUAAAAAUGGAUUCUAAAACUGAAUCUGUUCAAGAGGAUUCAGGGCUCAAUCAGGGUAUCAAAAGAAAACCUGAUAAUACCACCAACAAUGAGCAUAACUCUGACGACGAAAGCAGUCCCAACAAACGCCCGAAGGAGGACGAUCCUGUCGUUUCCAUAAAAACUGAACCUAUCUCGGAAGACCCAGUCAAAAUAAAAAGCGAACCUGUUGAUAAAGAUGACAAAGCCACGACUUCCGUUGCCUCCACAAGUGAUGCUCCUGAAAUAAUGAUCAAAACAGAACCCGCUGAAUCUGCGACUUCAGUAGCUUCCACGAGUGAUCCUCCCGAAAUAAUGAUCAAAACAGAACCAGCUGAAUCUACGACCCCAGUUGCUUCCACCAGUGAUCCUUCUGAAAUAAUAAUCAAAACAGAACCAGCUGAAUCCUCAACGAAUUCCGUAAAAACGGAACCUUCUUCCACUGCAGAUCCUUCAGCAGCAGCUGUAACCACUAAUGGUCAAUCCGCAGGCGAUUCGUCUGUGUCCUCAAGCAGCGCAAGGCCCUCCUGCCGUUUUGGAAUUCGUUGUUACAGACGCAAUCCAGUCCAUAAAAGUGCUGAAGCUCAUCCUGGAGAUGCCGACUAUCGACGACCGGACUUCCCGGAACCGCCCCUAGGCACCCCACCUUGUCCCUUCGGCAAUGCUUGUUACCGCCGCAAUCCAAUUCACUUUCAACAGCACUCGCAUCCUCCAGACUUCAAUUCCGCCCAGAACAUUCGCAAUCGUCUCCGCCAACGGGAAGCCAAAAACCAGCAACAAGAUUAUGCUUCAGAGGACGAGGAGGAGGAUGAGGAAGAGGAUCCCUUUGCUGAUAAUAAUUGUGAAGAUGCAGACUAUCGUCCAGGUGCGGAUGUAGACGACGAUGAUGAGGAGGAUGAGCUAGAGUUCGACAGUCAGCGGAUCAACAGCGAUGAUUACGAUUAAAUAGGUGGAACUGUAUUUCCAUUCCAUCCCUUUUUUAGGGUUUAUUGUUAAUCUAUUCUAGACUAAGUUGUUUCAAAUACCAAAUUACUUAAUAUAUAUUAUAAACAUA
Drosophila bipectinata is the source of this 1139-nucleotide messenger RNA. Its product is annotated as aprataxin and PNK-like factor. The record is from RefSeq and is a predicted model, not a curated record. Gene Ontology annotation, biological process: double-strand break repair. Gene Ontology annotation, cellular component: nucleus; site of double-strand break. Lineage: Eukaryota; Metazoa; Arthropoda; Insecta; Diptera; Drosophilidae. Gene Ontology annotation, molecular function: DNA-(apurinic or apyrimidinic site) endonuclease activity; 3'-5' exonuclease activity.